Messenger RNA from Colletotrichum tamarilloi, 690 nucleotides. RefSeq lists its product as uncharacterized. Lineage: Eukaryota; Fungi; Ascomycota; Sordariomycetes; Glomerellales; Glomerellaceae. Bases 1 to 690 code for a protein of 229 amino acids. The record is from RefSeq and is a predicted model, not a curated record. The transcript is spliced from 2 exons.
AUGUUUCUAUCCAAAAUAGCCUCUUUAUUCUUCAAAAACAUCUCUGUACCCGGCAACGAAACUACCGAAUCCCAAACGAUAGUCAUGGCUCCUAGUGAUUUCAACACCCAGGUCCUUGCCGACCAGCCCUUCAAAAUGAUACAGGAAUGCGACGAAGUGUUCAAAUCCAUUGUGAAGUAUCCUGGCGAAAUCCCUUAUCACCUAGCGGGGAUCAUAGUCGACCAUCUGUGGGUUCAUUUUAGGAACUGGCUCGAUAGGCACCUUAAGACGAACUGUGAUCGACCUGAGCCCUUGUCCGGGUUGAGAGCUAUCGAUGAGAGAAUCUCAAUGGGAGGUGAACGCGAGAAAACCAACUUCGUCCACGACCUCAAAGUUCUCUACCACUAUCUCGAGAAAAUGGCAUCAAUACUCCUCCGCGGAGCUGAGAACCGGCUGAGGGGCGACGAAGCCACUCGAAAAGAUCCCUUGCCGCUAGGCUCACCGAUCGAGAUAGACUACGACAUAAGGCUGGGUCCACGAUCUGACCUCGGCUGGUACAUGUUCUUCGGUAUUCCGAUGCGCCUCCUGCUCCUCGAGUCCGCGUCUUUCGUGUUCUCCGAGAAGAAUGAUGAGGCAGCCGACGCUUACCUAGCGGAGACUGUGAGCAAAGGUGCCAUAGAGGGUGGAUUGAUAAACCAGCAUGUUCACUGA